Trichoderma harzianum CBS 226.95 is the source of this 1045-nucleotide messenger RNA. RefSeq lists its product as hypothetical. The record is from RefSeq and is a predicted model, not a curated record. NCBI's taxonomy places the organism in Eukaryota, Fungi, Ascomycota, Sordariomycetes, Hypocreales, Hypocreaceae. The coding region runs from base 172 to 702 and encodes 176 amino acids. The transcript is spliced from 2 exons.
UCCAUCAAACGAUGCCAGGCCAGGCCCCCUCCAGUUCUAGCUCCGAGUUCCAAACGCCAGCCGGCCAGCUUUCGGCCACCACCUGCUCCACCGCUGAUGGCCUGCUAUUGAUGCUAUUCUUUGCUCUUCAUGCUGUUCUGUGAGGCGAGGCGGUAGCAUCAUGUAUGAUGUAUGUGUAGGUAUGAUGUAGAGGCUGCAUAUGCCUUGUGUGUCUGCCUGCUAGCCAAUGCCUUUGUGCUCUUGUGCCAGGACAUGAUGCAACUGUCGGCGAUCCAACACGCACACGAACACACAUACACAUCUAGUCUCGACGGCUUCAACGUCCACGUUAACCAACAACACAAUGCCGCUGAAGAACGCACGGCUUUCCGUCAUCCGGCAGAUAGUGUUGACCAGCAGGCUAAGCCAGUUUGGUUCCGCGCAGCACAAGAUUGGCCUGAACCUUUCCACGACAAAUCCCAUGGGCGGGUACGACGACCGCGGAACCUGAACCCAGAUCGACUCGCUGCCAAAGCCCCCAUCUUCCAUCUGCAGAUGCAACCUACGAGUACGCUUCGCCCCCGGCUGCGCCCAAGCAAUCCGCACCAGACAUCGUCACCAUGGGCGUGUGUCGAAUCUCGGACAGACAGACACCAGCGCCAUGCCGCAUCUGGGCGCCAUGUCCACCAAGGAGCCGCAGCCGCACCUGCGAGUAGGUACUAAGCCCAGCCGGGGGGCGUGUGCGAGCGAAGGGAGUGUGUCAAUCCUACCCAAUCCAAUGCAUCUACUAUCUAUCCAUGGAUGCUCUGCUCUUGGUCUGUGAGGCUCUGUAUGCUGUAUGUCUCUCGUCGUCCGGCGUAGCACUUACCUCUACUAACAACGAACUAAUUUGGCGAUGGAUCUUGGUCCGAUCCAUAAGGUACAUAUAACAGGCCUCGAGGUCCCAUCCUCUUGGGGCCUUGGAUCAUCUCUCCAUCUUCCUCCUGACCACAUCAGUAUUUAUUCAACAGCCAGAUUCACCUUGCACUAUUUCCCAUUACUCCCUUUUCUCUCCUCUUCAUCUACU